Chrysochloris asiatica (Cape golden mole) is the source of this 1729-nucleotide messenger RNA. It is a transcript of the gene ZNF26, whose product is annotated as zinc finger protein 26. The record is from RefSeq and is a predicted model, not a curated record. The transcript has 4 exons. Gene Ontology annotation, biological process: regulation of immune system process; regulation of cytokine production; negative regulation of transcription by RNA polymerase II. NCBI's taxonomy places the organism in Eukaryota, Metazoa, Chordata, Mammalia, Afrosoricida, Chrysochloridae. Bases 1 to 1701 code for a protein of 566 amino acids.
AUGACCAUCAUCCCCUAUCCCCUUUUUACCAGGAAGAGGCAAACUAUUCAGCGAAGAUUCUCCCUCAUCCCCCUCAUUCUGAAACUAAACACACCCAUGAAAUUGAGUGAGUAUAUAUUAUUACAGGGAUUAUUGUCAUUCAAAGAUAUCUCUAUGGAGUUCACUUGGGAAGAAUGGCAGCUUCUGGAUUCUGCUCAGAAGUACUUGUACCAAGAUGUGAUAUUGGAAAACUAUAACAACCUCGUAUCAGUGGGAUAUCAUGGUAGCAAGCCUGAUUUAAUCUUCAAGUUGGAGCAAGGAGAAGAGCCAUGGACAUUAAAUGGCAAACUGUCCCGUCAGAACUAUUCAGAAGGCUGGGAGGAAUGGUACUGGCAAAACCAAGAUGCGCUUCAGAGUAUUGAGAAAGGUGAUGUUUGCAGUGCAUUGGGAGAACUUCAUUUGAGUACAAAUCAUGUUUCUUCAGCACAAAGACUUGCUAAGGAUACCACAUGUGGAAAAAAAUGGACACAAAACUCAGGUUCAUCCAUAAACUAUGUAAAGAAGAAUCCUGAUAAGUUUCAUGAAUAUGAAGAAUCAUACUUUCUUAAGCAUCCCAGUAUUCAUACAUUAGAAAACAACUGUGUAUGUAGUGAAUGUGGAAAAGCUUUCCGCUGUAGAUCACAGCUCGUUGUACAUGUCAGAGUCCAUACAGGAGAGAGACCUUAUGAAUGCACUAAAUGUGAAAGAGCCUUCAGUGCUAAGUCAAAUCUUAACGCCCAUCAGAGAGUCCAUACAGGAGAAAAACCCUACACAUGCAAUGUAUGUGGAAAAGUCUUCUCUUUCCGGUCACAGCUCAUUGUCCAUCAGGAAGUUCAUACAGGAGGGAAGCCCUAUGGCUGCAGUGUGUGUGGGAAAGCCUACAGUUGGAAAUCACAGCUCAUUUUACACCAGCGAACUCACACAGGAGUGAAACCCUAUGAAUGUAGUGAGUGUGGGAAAGCUUUCAGUUUGAAGUCACCAUUUGUUGUACACCAGAGAACUCAUACAGGAGUGAAACCCCAUAAAUGUAACGAAUGUGGGAAAGCCUUCAGGAGUAAAUCAUACCUCCUUGUACACAUCAGAAUGCAUACAGGAGAGAAACCGUAUCAAUGCAGUGACUGUGGGAAAGCCUUCAGUAUGAAGACACAGCUUGUUGUACAUCAGGGGAUUCACACAGGAAAUAAUCCGUACCAAUGCAGUGAAUGUGGGAAAGCUUUUGGUAGGAGGGAACAACUUACUGCACAUCUGAGAGCUCAUGCAGGAGAGAAGCCCUAUGGAUGUAGUGAAUGUGAGAAAGCUUUCAGCAGCAAGUCAUACCUUGUUAUACAUAGGAGAACGCACACAGGUGAGAGACCUUAUGAAUGCAGUUUCUGUGAGAGAGCAUUUUGUGGGAAAUCACAGCUCAUUAUACAUCAGAGAACUCACUCAACAGCAAAGCCAUAUGAGUGCAAUGAAUGUGAAAAAGCUUAUCCUAGGAAGGCAUCACUCCAGAUACACCAAAAAACUCAUUCAGGCGAGAAACCUUUUAAAUGCAAUGAAUGUGGAAAAGCCUUUACUCAGAAGUCAUCCCUUAGUGAACACCAGAGAGUUCAUACGGGAGAGAAACCGUGGAAAUGCUCUGAAUGUGGGAAAUCCUUCUGUUGGAAUUCAGGACUUCGUAUACAUCGGAAAACUCACAAGUGAGAAAUCAGAAUAAUGAAGUGAAUGUUAG